This is a messenger RNA of Bombina bombina (fire-bellied toad), 2852 nucleotides long. RefSeq lists its product as uncharacterized. NCBI's taxonomy places the organism in Eukaryota, Metazoa, Chordata, Amphibia, Anura, Bombinatoridae. Gene Ontology annotation, molecular function: nucleotidyltransferase activity; double-stranded RNA binding; tRNA binding. Gene Ontology annotation, cellular component: cytoplasm. The coding region runs from base 50 to 2692 and encodes 880 amino acids. The transcript is spliced from 9 exons. The record is from RefSeq and is a predicted model, not a curated record. Gene Ontology annotation, biological process: regulation of translational fidelity.
GCAGUUUAUUUUCAUUCCGUAGUUGAGGAAAAGUCAGCUCAGUUCAACUAUGACUGACUCCAGGUUCCGAGGAGAGUCUCUGCAUUUCUGUGUGGGGAUAUUUGCAGUCGGUGCAGGCGCCUUUCUGCUGGCUGUACAUCAUUACAGUGCAUCCUCAUCAACCUCCGUAAUCCCUAACAACGCUCUGGGUGUUCUGCUUCUUAUAUUAGCUGCUGUUCUGGCUUACACAGGUGUCCGGAAGAGUCAAGGAAACAUAUCAUUAAGUGUUACCUUUUGUUGGACGGUCUCGUCUCUGUGGUGUGGUUCUGGAAUAAACUUUAUACUAACAGGAAGUGAUGUCAUUACCAUCACCGACUUGAAGGAUGCCAUGGUCCCUGGCCUAGCAGCUUUUACCCUGGGUCUGCUUAUUAUAGGAAUUGUGGGGAUUAUUCAUAAUGAAGCUGUUAUUGCUUUGAUGGCAAUUGCUCUUUCUCUUUCUGCUAUUCACGAAAUUGCAAUGUUUUAUAACAGUAGUUUUGGUUCUUCUGCUAUUGCAUGCAACUAUCUUAUAGUAACUUUAAUUGGGGCAUACUUUGUUGUAGGACGCGUAUUCUAUAUUGUCAGUAAGACACAAGUUAACCUACCUGGUACAGGUAUAGCAAAGGGCAAAGCGACCAAGCAAACUGUGACCAAAGGCACAAAUAAAAAAGAAUGCGCAAUCACUUGCUUGAUCCUAAACAUGGUAGCCGCAAGUGUCUUUGGUUGCAAACUACUAGGCAUAACAUCUGUUCUGUUUGUUGGGCAAGUGUCCUGGCUUUGGACAGCUGGUGUGUACCAGACUGGGCUAUGUAUCUUGUCUUAUCGUUCUUACAGCAUGUUAGAUGCUACAGUAUUUGCAUUUUUUUCCAUUCUGCGUUUUGCUGAAGGUUAUUCACUAUUAUAUAGAAAUUUAAACAUUGACCAACCAAAUUUCCCUCUUCCAUUUUUCGUAGUCUUUGCAGUUCUUUUUUUCAUUCUGUCACUUUUUUCAAGCAUAAAAAGCUUAAUAGAUUCUAUGUAUUUGUUGUUUUUUGUUGCAUAUUGCAUUGCAUUGGCAUGUAGCCCCCAGGCAUUUUUUCAUCAAGGGUCCCAAGGAGUUAAUAUUGCAAUUUAUGUGGCAUCUGGCAUUGUGAUGCUCAUUAAAUUAUACAACAUAAAAUCAUCUAAAAAAAUUCCAACUGGGAAGGGUGUGAUUAAGAAACUAUUUAGACAAAAUAACUUUUUUAAACUCCGUCAAGAAAAAGAUUUGUACAACCCCUUUCUUGGGACUUCAAAAUAUAUUGAUGCUGAAGUACUUGCUCACGCCUGCAGUGUUCUUGCUGCCUUUGCAAUUACAAUGCCAGGUGACCCCGGGACACCUCUGAUGACAGUCAUCCUGCCAUGGGUUGUAGUCGCUGGAGGGAUUUAUAAUCUUAUUUGUGGGUCUAUAGCUUUCUCACGUGGCAAGACCCUUGAGAGUUGUGCUUUCACACUUUACGGAAUAAUGUGGAUAAUCUGGGGCAUUACAAGGUAUGGGGGUCUUUAUGGAUCCAAUAGGGGGUUUAAUACAGCUGUAGGUAUCAUUUGCUUCAUGCUUUUUAAUACUUUCAUUAUCUUCAGCACACUUUUCACAUCUAAAGCAUGGUUUAUUUAUUCUCUAACCUUCCAGCUUAUUCUCAUCAGCUUUCUGCUUGAUGCUGUUAAUGCUCUUCCAUUUGGCUAUGACAUUGGUGUCACAAUCAUUUUUGGUUUAGCCAGCUUCUACUGCUUUCUAGCCACAUUAUUUAACAGCUUUUUUGAAGGUCCCCAAAUUCCUGUUGGCAGUGCCUUUAUCAAAAUAAGUGGUGUUUCCAAUGACAAAUCCAAGUGCCCUCAUCUGAUUUCUUCUAGAACAAGCUCAGUCCGUCAGAUUGCAGAAAUAAUGAAGAACGGAGGCAUUUGUGGUAUUCCAACUGAUACAGUAUAUGUACUUGUUGCGGCGUGUAAUCAGCCAGAUGCCGUUGAAAAGGCUUACAAAACAAAGCGCCAGGCCCAGGAUCGCCCAAUGUCCCUGUGGAUUUCCAGUCUUCAGCAGCUGGAAGCGGCUAAACAUUUAUUUAGUCCUCUUCUGUGGGACUUCAUGCAAGCUGCUUGGCCUUCUUCCAUUAGCUUGGUUAUCCCAAGAGGAGAAUGGUUGGAUGUUUUGGGUGCUAAGGACUCUUCAAAAUAUAUAGGUACUCCUCAAAGCAUCGCCAUCAGGAUCCCAGACUGUGCAGUGACCACUCAUUUAAUAGACAUGGUGGGACCCAUUGCAGUUACAUCAGCAAACCCAUCUGGUGAGGCAGACACAACGCACCACAAUCAAGUCUAUGCCAAGCUAGGAGACAAGGUCGAUGGCGUACUGUGUGAUGGGGCCUCUCCAGAAAACAUUGCUUCUACUGUUGUGGACUGCACAAAACUUGAAAGUGGAAACGUUGGGUUUUUUAGGGUUGGCAUUGUCCCUAAAUCACAGGUUCUAAAUAUAUUGCAACAAGUUCAACAGAAGCAUAAACUGGGUUAUGAUAAUGAUGCCUUUACAGCUGAUGAGAUCCCUGGACAAUCAAAUGCGUCAAGUGACAAACAAAACCCUAUAUUAAAUAAAGACUCUGAAGACAGCGGACACAAAGCCUAUGUAAAUAAUGGUUUCACAAUGCACGAUGAAGAAACAAAGCCAUGAUUUUUGUAUAGAAACUGCUGUAAAAAGGAAUUACUUUCAUUGUACAUAAUUAUUCUAUUUAUAUGUGCACUUUAAUUCUUGACAAAAUGUUAUAUGUAUUUAUAUUUGUAUCUAUUUAUUAUUAAUACAAUUUAAUAAGGAAUUAAACAGUUUUAUAAAA